This is a messenger RNA of Saccostrea cuccullata (small rock oyster), 1236 nucleotides long. RefSeq names its product ubiquitin-conjugating enzyme E2-17 kDa. Bases 140 to 610 code for a protein of 156 amino acids. Gene Ontology annotation, cellular component: HULC complex. Gene Ontology annotation, biological process: proteasome-mediated ubiquitin-dependent protein catabolic process; DNA repair; protein polyubiquitination. Gene Ontology annotation, molecular function: ubiquitin conjugating enzyme activity. Lineage: Eukaryota; Metazoa; Mollusca; Bivalvia; Ostreida; Ostreidae. The transcript has 5 exons. The record is from RefSeq and is a predicted model, not a curated record.
AAGGAAAGAGUAGCCCGGAUGUAAACGUCAUAGAGAAAAAAAAUCCCAGCCACAACAAAAACUGUGGCGAAAAUUAUACAUCAAAAGUGCUCCAAUUUCCUAACUGUGAUAACUUUUAUUUUCACUGAUUGUUAAGAAUAUGACUACACCCGCUAGACGACGAUUAAUGAGAGAUUUCAAGAGACUUCAAGAAGAUCCUCCUGCUGGUGUAAGUGGUGCCCCGACAGAAAAUAAUAUUAUGCUAUGGAAUGCUGUGAUAUUUGGACCACAUGAUACCCCAUUUGAAGAUGGUACUUUCAAAUUAACAAUAGAGUUCACAGAAGAAUAUCCAAAUAAACCCCCAACAGUGCGAUUUGUUUCAAAAAUGUUUCAUCCUAAUGUUUAUGCUGAUGGAAGUAUAUGUCUAGAUAUAUUACAAAAUAGAUGGAGUCCCACAUAUGAUGCAUCUGCUAUUUUAACUUCUAUUCAAUCCUUACUGGAUGAACCUAACCCAAACAGUCCCGCAAAUAAUGUAGCAGCCCAGUUAUAUAAAGAAAAUCGUCGUGAAUAUGAAAAACGAGUUAAGGUUGUGGUAGAGGAAAGCUGGAUUUAUCAUGGCGAUAUUGAGUGAAUAUUGUGUGUGUUCACAGAAUACCAAAACCUUCAAUUAUGUUUUAACUCUGUAUUUUGUCGAUAUUGUUUAAAUAAGCAGUCUUCAAAUGUUAAUGGGAUGGAAUGAGAAGUUUUGAUAGAUAUUGAUAUCCAGCUGCAUUUCAAGUGAAGGAAUUGAUUUUCAAAAUAACUGGGAGACAUUUAAUACAUACAUGUAUAAUCCAUUGUUAAAAAUUUAAUGAAAAUUUCUAGCAUAUUCUAUCACUGGAUUUUAUUAUAUGAAAAGCCAACUACAUGUACAUGUAUAACCAUUGUUUCAAAAAACUGCGUAAAGUUUGAAAUGUUUCCUGCUACUUAAUCGUGAUACCUAGGAAUUGUGUGUUUGCUUGUAAGAUGUCUUUCAUGUUUAUAUUUUAGACAAUAUUAUUAUUGUCUAAACAUUAAAUUGUAUGUUUGGCCAUUGCAUAGAUUUUUUUACUGUCAAGGAAAGUAACUUGAAUACAAUGCAUUGUUGAGAUUGAUUGUACUGAGAGCAUUAAGUGUUUUUGCUGCACUUGUGUUGUGUGUACCAUAAGGUGCAUUUUUAUGUGUAGAUCAAAGUUUGUUGUUAAGUCAUAAAGAUGAAAUAUAUUUGAAGAACAGUGA